UUGUGUGUGCUUGUAUUGUUGUUUAUUUUUCAGUACUUACAUUGAACAUUGUAAUUUCUAAAAUCACUUAAUUCUUCUGACAAGCAGCAUACAAUAAUAAUUUAUUUUCACAAUUACAUUGUUAUUGUUAUUUAACAUUUUGUAUUUACCUUUGUCUAAAUGUGCCAGUAAAGUGUUCAAGAAUUUAUGAGGGCUGAAGAUGUGAUAAUUAAACGAAUUUGGCUUUCUGCCAUUCUCUGGUUUUAUGUUUAAGAGCAAAAUGAUUUGGUUAUCAUUUAUUGUGUGGUUUGUAGUAGUAGGAAAGUCGAUAGGAUUCUGUCCAUCAUUAUGUUCAUGCAAAGGUACCAAAUUGGGUGAUGGUGAACCUCAACCUGAAGAGCCCUUAAAGCUAAGAUGUGGAGGGAGUCCCACUCAAAUAACUGAACUGAAAGAAAUAGAUCUUAGUAAACUAUUGGCAGUUGUUGUCAGCCUAAACUUAUCAGGCAAUGCAAUAACAACACUCUCCCGAGAACUUAAUUUACCAAAGUUACAAAAAUUAGACUUAAGUAAAAAUCAAGUUAAUUUGAUAGAAUCUGAUGCAUUCUACAACAUGACAUCAAUACAAAGACUGGACUUAUCACACAAUCAAAUAAGCAAUGUCUAUAAAGAAAUGUUUAAGGGUCUUAUUAAUUUGGAAAGAUUGAAUUUAUCACAUAAUUAUAUCUCUGUGCUUAACACAGGCACAUUUGACUAUCUUGUUGGUUUGAAACAAAUUGACAUAACAGAAAAUCCAUUGAUCUGUGAUUGCAACCUUUUAUGGUUUGGUGACUGGUUAAGGAAUACAAGUGUCAGGCCAGUGGGUGGCCCCAAAUGUGCAUUUCCAGAAAAUAUGGCUGACAAACCAGUAAAAAAACUGAAAAUCUUUCUCGAUCUUUCUGCGUGCGGUAGUGUCUUACCAGCAAACAAUCUAAUUGUAAGACCAUCACAUGAUCAAGUGGUGUUCGAAGGUGAUACACUAAGUUUGACAUGUAAUGCACCAUUUGCAUCUGUUAUUGCAAAAUAUGAAUUAAACUGGGUGCAUUCUAUGCAAGAAUGCUGUGCCGACGUCAACAUAACGAGUACAGAUAUGCAAGAAGAAGGAUUAGCGGAAACAACAGUUUUCUUUCCAUGCGUUUCAAACCACCAUGCUGGGAAUUGGACUUGUUCAUACUGUGACCAGAAUCAUAUUAAGCAUAACUAUACAAUUCAGCUCAUUGUGUUAUCAAACUAUACACAAUACUGUCCUACAGAUAGUACAACAGGGAACAAAGGGCUAUAUUCUUGGCCCCAACUUUUAUUGAACCAUACAGCAUCUGUACCGUGCCAGAGUGGUGAUGGAUUAGCAUAUAGACAUUGCUAUGCAAAUGUGACGUGGGGUCAAGCUAAUACCACAGAAUGUUCAUACAUAAGUAAUAUAACCAAGUUGUUGCAGCAAUUUGCCUUAUUAAAUGUUAGUUUGGUACAAUUUUCUGCAAUAAAUGCUACUGAAAGACUGGCCAUGUUGAUUGAAGAGAAGACAUAUCCUUUAGCAGAAAUUUCAGAUGCAGAUGAUGUUAUGUUUAUUGCCGCUGCUGUUAGAAAUUAUAUGCAGUAUAUAGGAGAAGAGAAGGAUUUAGGUUCAGCAUUACUGGAAGUGAUAGAAGCGGCUAUGAAUAUAUCAACUCCAGUGAUGUCCCAAGCGGAAGUAACACAUGGUGCCUGCACUGACAUGGUGAGAGCUGCUGAAGAAAUAUCCACACAUACAGACAAUGUUCAAGGGCACAAGAAAAAGCUGGCGGUGGAGCGUUUUCCCGCUCGUGAAGGUUUUAGUGGGGUGACGUGUGUGUGGUACAGCGGGAUGACGGACAGGAGGCUUCACUGCUCCACAACUAACAGGACUGUGGCGCCAUUACUCACGGUCACAGAUGCACUUAUACACGCUAGUGUGCAGAUCCCCCAAUCACUGCUGUACAGCACGACAGACGCGGGUGUACUUUUGCAAACUCAACCCCAAGAACUAGUUGUAUCUUUCUACGAGGAUGCCUCCUUAUUCCCGCUACUUCCAAGUAUGGAUGAAGGUAACAUCAGGGGUCACAGGUCAAAGGACUAUUAUGGACGAAGUACUAAACGUGAAGACAUGAAUAUGGAAAUAACAUCUCCGGUGGUUGGAUUUCAAUUGGAUAAGGUAUCUCUCCGGGGUGAGCUUCUAGAGCCCAUAAUAAUAACUGUACGUCUAUCAUGUGGUGGCGGCGUUGAAGCUCGUGCUGCUGUAUGGGAACACGCCACAAGGCGAUGGACUGAUAAUACUACCGACUGUCGGAUAUCUCACGUUGUAUCAGAAAUGAUAAUCAUAAGUUGUAAUCGCUUAGCGUACGUUGGUUUGUUACAAAAUGUCGAAACGGGCAUAUACGGGGCUAGGACUGACGGCGCUCGCUUCAAAGUCUCUCAUCCAGCUGUAUACGUCGGGAGCCUUAUUCUCAUCGGCUGCGUCAGCUGUGCCAUUCUCACGUAUAUAAUGUGCUACGCCAGCAUACAGAUGCCCAAAAAGUCUAAACACGCGCUAAUAAACACCUGGAUUGCGAUCGGGUUGCUAUGUUUCCUGUACACUUUGGGCAUCUACCAGACGGAGGACGUCAAGCUUUGCCAGAUUCUGGGCCUUUUGAUCCAUUAUCUAUCACUAUGCUGCCUUCUUUGGAUGUGUGUGUCCGCUAGUAACAUGUACAAAUGGGUCACGAAAACCCACGGCCCGGUCAGGACUCCGGAAGACGAAAUACCGCCGGAUAUACCAGUGCAAAAGCCGAUUUUGGGCCUGUAUCUAGUCGGGUGGGGCAUAGCGCUGAUCGUAUGUGGAAUUUCUGGGGCAGUCAAUUUGAAAGAUUAUGCUGGAUAUUCUCAAUGCUUCUUGAGCACCGCUCCGGCGUUGAGCGCUCUAUUCAUACCGGGGGUGAUUUUACUCAUGAUUUUGUCCAUUCUUUUUCUCCUCAUACGAUGCACUAUAAGGAACACGAAUGUCCAGUUGUCGGAAGGCACUCAGGCCACGGAGAAUGUCGAUUUGGAAAUGUGGGAUCCGAAUCAGGCGAACGAGCCGGACAGGCGAAGUAUCAAAUCGGGCGUCGAUUCCGAGACCGAAGAUGUGGAACAUACACCCAUAAUACAGUUACGAGCUCAAGUUAUUGUGCUGUGCCUAUACAUUGCCGUAUGGACGUGUGGCGGAGUUGCUGUCUAUAGGCCUUUGCCAGCAUAUUUACCCUAUCAAGAGGACAUUUGCAGUAUCGUUUACGCUGUUUGCGCGACCAUAUUAGGAACGUUUAUACUUUUCUUCUACGGCAUAGCACGCAGUGACGUCAGAGCGCAGUGGUCGCUUAUGCAUUGCUACCUGCAGUCGAGUAAACAGUGCUGCAGGAAUAGAAGCGUCUUUGAUGCAAAUCAGAGAAAUAUAUCUGCCAAUCCCAAUAAUGCUCAGGUUACGCAAAUAUCAGGCGAUAAUAGAUCCAGAUCGGGCAGCAGAAGCUCUAACAGAACUAACUCCAAAACAAACAACAGUGGCACUUUCAAGGCUGGCGCGGAACUGAAUGGACAAACUUUACAAAAAGACGCUUCUAAAAAUAUUAACGGAAAAUCACCGAAUAUAAAUCUUGUUGUCUUACAUAGACAGCAGUACAGAUCUAACAAUUCAAUGAUGACGUAUCCUGAUAGUACCAACUUCAUCCCUGAGAUGUUUUAUAACCCGAAUCAGAUAAAUGUUGCAAAGAAGUUCUUCAAAAAGCAAAGACAACACAUGAAGAGGAAUUGCUUAGAAUUGCCCAUAAAAAGAAAUUAUGACGAAGAUUCGCACAUUUCGUUACCAUUACCAUCGAAGGACGCGUACAGCGGCCUCACUAAUAUGAUGAAAUCUGGAACCAAAGUUAAUAACACAAAUCUUCAUGUAGACAAACCUAAUGGAACCAAAGACAUACGAAAUACAAUGAAUCCUAACUUGUUGGAGCAGGAAGCAAAAGAUUUGAAAAAUUAUUCAACAGUAAACAAGCCUUGGAAUAGAAAGGACGAUCCAAAGUCUGGAAGAGAUCAGAUAAUGAAUAUUUACACGAAUGUGCCAGAAACUCAAGUGCCUCAGCAUCAAGUUGUUAAGUCUAAUGUUCAAAAACCAUUAAAUGGACAAAGAAAUAGUGUGUCAGAGGAAUGUCUCCAAAGUCACGCCAGCGAACAACCCGAGAUGCGUACAAUAUCGCAGCAAUGUAGCUUGGAAUAUAGUUCCGCAUCGGAAAUGGCUAUGCCCCACACUUGCUCCGACCAAACCAUCAACACACACUCAGAAAUGACCUCUCUCCAAGAAACUCACAGUGCCUUAUGUUCUACAAAUGAAAUAACCGACACAGAAAGCUUCGGUCAAUAUAUUGAUUAUUUGCAGCCGGCAAAGAACCAAGAUAAUAAAGAAGGCCUGGACAAAUCAUUACAAGAUAUAUCUGAAGAGUGUACUAUGAAUAGUGAUGAAAUAAAUCACUCCAGUACGCCGCAGACUUUAGACGCGAUUGGAGAAAUGGACAAUUUACUUCAAAAUCCAGACAACGAUCUCAACGGGUCCAAAGAGAAACUCGACGAUGGCGGCAAAGAAGAAUAUUUUAUGGCGAAAAACACGUAUGACUUUGAGACGUGCAGCACUAAUGCCAGUGAGCAAGGGUUUGAAAAUGAGAGUGAUAUAUACUGUCCGAACUAUCAAGUGUCGGAAGUGAGUAUACGCAGUCAUGGUCUAUACGCACCGUCGCCAUCUUCUAUGUGCCCCAACGAGAUCAGCUUUAGUAACGAAGACGUGUCUACGAUGGAAAAUCAGUACGUGAACUAUGACCCGGGCUGGCGUAGAACGAUAAAGAACAAUCCAAAGUUGGGCAAAUACGUUCCAACUCCCGCGCUUAGUUGUCCAGAAGUCAAUCGGGAGAGCCCGGUGUCAUUUUCUAGUGAUUUAGAUGAACUUUACACACAGAUUACUAGUAGGGACAAAGAGAGGUUGGCGAGGAGGGAGCAACUCGAUGUGACAGUUAACAGUGACGUGACACUUAAACCUGACAGUGACAGUUGCGUUAGCGAAGCGGUGUCAGAUGUCGAGUGUCAGAAAGGGGAGACUACUGUGUAAUUUUUCCUUGAUGCAUUCGGGAUUGUCUCGAAGCACAAUUUUUAAGUACCAUUAAGAUUGUAAGUUUUUAAUAUUCCUUUCAUAUAUAAUGAAUUCGAAUGGAUUCUUUCAACGGAUUGAAACUCACUGCCAGUAAUGUUUUUGGAAUGUUCUAUAAACUUUUGUAGUUGUAAUUUUGUAUAGAUCUGUGCCAUUUUGUUUGUAAAAUAUAGCUUUAAGAUGUAAUUUAUGUAAAUCUUUAUGAAAGUGUGAUUUAUUUGCAGUUAAACGAUAUCAUAAAAAUUACAUAAAAUCGUAUAUUUUUACUAGUAUGGUCUCACUCUUACACCAUAAGUUACGUUAUGUUUUGUCCUUAUCACUCAUAAUAACUUACGAGACAGGAUAUACAUGAACUAUUUGACGGUUAUACACGAAUAAAAAAUUGUUUUCUUGUAAGUAGACAGCUACUUUUAAUAAUUUCAAUUGUAUUUAAUGUGCCAAAUUUACUGGACUGAAUUGUAUCGAUAUAAGUGUUCGCCUUAAUUCUAGUCUAUUUUCAUGAAAAUUUAUUUUAGUCUUCCAACCCUUCACAAAUGUACUGUACAAUGACAUAAUCAAUCUAUGAUUAUGGACAAUCAGUUAAAAUAAUUUUUAAUCUAUAUAGAGACUUAACAACCUAAAAAUAUGUAUUGACUGAUCUCAAUUUAUUUAUUUGGAAAAUAUUAGUUCUUGUAAAAUAAAAUCUAGGUUCGUAUACCAAGAUAAAUUUCAAGAGGUGUCAAGCAUUUUCUCUGAUUGGACAUGUGUUUGACACAACGGUAUGGUAAGAAUCGUAGAUGUGUAUAGUUAUAAUACAUUUUAUACAUUGUGUGUUUAUUAUUUUAACACAAGCAUAAACACGUAGUCGACGCAUUAUGAACUGAGGCUUCGGGUCGUAAAUUAUAUUUCUAUGCCUGUCUCGCUCGCACACAGGUCUUAUGGAGAGGUGUAGUGAUGUGCGUAUGAAUUGUAGAGGUGCAUAUCGAUAACAGGAUCGAUGUGCUAAAUUAUGUUAAGUAUUAAUAGACUGGCACAGACUAACCGCUCUUUCCAUUACGUACUUUCGUUCAUCAUUUUUUAAACAUAGCCGAUCUUCGUUAAAUUUUUUCUCAUUGAACAAUAUCCGCACUUAAAAUUGGUUCUUGGUAUUUUUCUAGAAUUUUAGCUACCGAUAGAUAUUGCCCAUUGUCAUAAAAUAAGUCAAUGAUAUGUGCGCAGGUAGAUUGAUAACGGGUUGCGGGUACAUUCGUAGUGUCAAUGACAUUUCUUGCCCGACUGCUCAGUUUAAAAUGCGGUCGUAUUAACAUUGUGUAUGGAAAAGUCGGCGCUCUGUGGCCGUAUUAGGAACUAAAACACGUUUAGCGUUCGUAAAGUAAACUAUGUAUAUACAACCCUGUGUUGCCACACCUUACAUCGUAGUGAAUGAAUAACUAAACUUGUGGGCUAUUGAAGUGCGAGUAGACGAAUACGAUCGCUUUUAUAGUAUAAUUCGAAACGUUUGUAGAAAACCUAUGAAGGCUUUUCAAACAGCGAUGACGCAUUUAACUGCAAUUGGAUUGGUUGUUAAGGUAAUCUUUAAAACAUCGAUAUAUGUGAUAGUAUUCGUUUAUUCGGUAAUUUUUAUCGCUGUGUUGCACUCUAUAAAUGAACGCGUUUAGCCAGGCUUGUAUUACAAGUCUACGUACCUAUUGUAUAGCUGUUGUGCUGGCCAGGGGCCAUCAUUAAUUUCAAUACAAAAGAAAAUAAAUAUUUGGAAUAACGUUUAAAGUGGAAUGUGACACGCUUAAACGCAUGUGUAGUAGUCUGUUUCUCUAUAAAUAUUAACGUUUUGUGAAUAUUUAAUAUAUGGAUAGAAAAUUUAUAAACAGUUAGC
This is a messenger RNA of Pieris brassicae (large cabbage white), 7016 nucleotides long. RefSeq names its product adhesion G protein-coupled receptor A3 (gene Remo). The transcript is spliced from 9 exons. The record is from RefSeq and is a predicted model, not a curated record. Gene Ontology annotation, molecular function: protein binding; G protein-coupled receptor activity. Gene Ontology annotation, biological process: G protein-coupled receptor signaling pathway; cell surface receptor signaling pathway. Gene Ontology annotation, cellular component: plasma membrane. The coding region runs from base 245 to 5125 and encodes 1626 amino acids. NCBI's taxonomy places the organism in Eukaryota, Metazoa, Arthropoda, Insecta, Lepidoptera, Pieridae.